Molecule: messenger RNA, 888 nt
Organism: Nipponia nippon (crested ibis)
Lineage: Eukaryota; Metazoa; Chordata; Aves; Pelecaniformes; Threskiornithidae
Source: RefSeq, a predicted model, not a curated record
AUGGGAAUCACUGUUGGUAGAAAGUGCAGGUUUUAUGGGGUUCCCCUUUGCCAUUUUGAUCUAGAUGACAUCAUAAAACGCCACAGGAAAGAGCAAACAGAUGCCAGCACCACAGGGGACAGGCGAAGGCAGCAGGUCAAGAACAGGAAUUCGGCGUAUGGGUACGGGCGGCCCCGUUUCCGCGCCUGGAUGCAGAGGAAUUUGCAAGGACCUAACCGUUUUAGAAGAGGGUUUGGACAACAACAAUACAAUCGGAGACAAUUCAGGAAUACUGUGCCUGGUCCCAGGAGAAGAGCAGCUGCCGCAUUAAAUGGAGUGAGCCCUUUAAAUCGCCAGGCAUCGGCUCAAGAGGGCAACAAGAACAACGAUGCUUUUGCCAAAAGCAGCAGCAGCGGGCAGCCGGAGGGACGGCGACGGCCACCCCCAGGCCCCAAGAGAUUCAGAGCAGCUGCUGCCAGCACCCACGCCCCGGGGAGAAGGCCUUUCCGGCUAAACAGGGGACCAGCCUUCCAGCAGAAGCGGAUGCAGCAGCGGUUCUCCAAAGCCAACUUUCAGAGAGGGCAGAUGGAUGCUAAUGGAGAAGGGAAACCACCAAGGAUGAGAAGGUGGCAAGUGAAACCCAGCCCUGGAGCAGUUCUGACGGUUUCUGUGGCUAAUCCCCAGGCGGGCCAGACCGGAGCGCCUGGAUCCAAGCGCCCGUUCCUGCGAAGCCAGAGGCCCCCGCCGCGGGCGGCCAAGCCCCAGCCCAAAGGGGUGCUGCUGAGAUUCAACUUCCGCGCAAUGGCCAACCAGACCAGCCUGACGCUGGAUGAGAGGUUCUCUGGUCUGAGGAAUAAGAGGCGCUUUGCAGCAGCCAGGAGUGCCGGACGGACGGUCACCAUGCCUUAG